AUCUUUGAUCUUGGAGCCGCCGCCCUCCAGCGCCGUCGACUGCACCGAACGAACAACGAAAGAACGAACAAGCGAACGAACGCCAUGCUCCGUGCCGUCGGCCUUAUCAAGUGUGCCCCUGUCCGAGCCUCCGCCAGAAGCUUCGGCUCCUGCUCGGCUCUGAUGCAAAAGUUCCGUGUGGAGCGGGACACCUUCGGAGAGCUGCAAGUCCCUGCCGACCGCUACUGGGGCGCUCAGACUCAGAGAUCCCUCCAGAACUUCAACAUUGGCGGGCCCUCGGAACGCAUCCCUGAGCCCGUCAUCAAGGCCUUUGGUGUCAUCAAGAAGGCUGCUGCCAUCGUCAACAUGGAGACCGGCCUCGACCGCAAAGUCGGAAAUGCCAUCGUCCAGGCUGCUGACGAAGUCAUCAACGGCAAGCUCCUGGAUCACUUCCCCCUCGUUGUCUGGCAGACUGGCUCCGGCACCCAGUCCAACAUGAACGCUAACGAGGUCAUCGCCAACCGCGCCAUCGAGAUCCUUGGUGGCGAGCUGGGCAGCAAGAACCUUGUCCACCCCAACGACCAUGUCAACAACGGCCAGUCCUCCAACGACACUUUCCCCACCGCUAUGCACGUCGCUGCUGUCGUCGAGAUCCACCACCGCCUUCUGCCUGCCCUCGAGAAGCUCGAGGCUGCCCUCAAGGCCAAGAGCGCCGAGUUUGAGAAGAUCAUCAAGAUCGGCCGUACCCAUCUGCAGGAUGCCACUCCCCUGACCCUCGGCCAGGAGUUCUCGGGCUACACCCAGCAAGUCACCUACGGCAUCGAGCGCGUCAAGGCCACCCUGCCUCACCUUUACAACCUGGCCCAGGGCGGAACCGCCGUCGGAACCGGUCUGAACACCAAGAAGGGCUUUGAUGUCAAGAUUGCCGCCGAAAUCGCCAACAUCACUGGCCUUCCCUUCCAGACUGCCCCCAACAAGUUCGAAGCCCUUGCUGCCCACGAUGCCAUCGUCGAGGCCAGCGGUGCCCUCAACGUCCUGGCCGUCUCGCUCAACAAGAUUGCCAACGACAUCCGUCUCCUCGGCUCCGGCCCUCGCUGCGGCCUUGGCGAGCUGAGCCUGCCUGAGAACGAGCCCGGAUCCUCGAUCAUGCCCGGCAAGGUCAACCCCACCCAGUCCGAGGCCAUGACCAUGGUUUGCGCCCAGGUCAUUGGCAACCACACCGCCAUCUCCGUUGCCGGCAGCCAGGGACACUUUGAGCUCAAUGUCUUCAAGCCUGUCCUCAUCCGCAACCUCAUCCACUCCAUCCGCCUCAUUUCCGACGCCUCCGUUUCCUUCACCGACAACUGCGUUGUCGGCAUCCGUGCCAACGAGAAGCGCAUCUCCUCCCUCCUGAACGAGUCGCUCAUGCUGGUCACCGCCCUCAACCCUUACAUUGGCUACGACAACGCCGCUAAGGCUGCCAAGAAGGCCCACAAGGAAGGAACCUCUCUCAAGGAGGCCACCGUCUCGCUCGGCCUGCUCACUCCCGAGCAGUUCGACGAGUACGUCCGCCCCGAGAAGAUGAUUGGCCCCAAGUAAACAUACCACUGCGGCCCAACGGAAUAUAUUGUCUGGAAUAUGAUGCAAUGUAGAUACCCGCACAGCUGCAGCGAUCAUGCAUUGGCGUGCCACAGCGAGGGUUUGCUCCAAGCUGACGGGGCGGUGAUCGAUGGAG
This is a messenger RNA of Polychytrium aggregatum, 1693 nucleotides long. Its product is annotated as fumarate hydratase precursor rhizopus oryzae. Gene Ontology annotation, cellular component: tricarboxylic acid cycle heteromeric enzyme complex; mitochondrion. The record is from RefSeq and is a predicted model, not a curated record. Gene Ontology annotation, biological process: tricarboxylic acid cycle; malate metabolic process; fumarate metabolic process. NCBI's taxonomy places the organism in Eukaryota, Fungi, Chytridiomycota, Chytridiomycetes, Polychytriales. The transcript is spliced from 11 exons. The coding region runs from base 85 to 1557 and encodes 490 amino acids. Gene Ontology annotation, molecular function: fumarate hydratase activity.